This is a messenger RNA of Fundulus heteroclitus (mummichog), 854 nucleotides long. RefSeq names its product tetraspanin-8. The transcript has 8 exons. The coding region runs from base 42 to 719 and encodes 225 amino acids. NCBI's taxonomy places the organism in Eukaryota, Metazoa, Chordata, Actinopteri, Cyprinodontiformes, Fundulidae. Gene Ontology annotation, cellular component: membrane. The record is from RefSeq and is a predicted model, not a curated record.
CAUCCCUGCACUGAUCCUUCAGGUCAAAGAGAAGAGAAACGAUGGGUAAAAUUAAUGGGUUCCUCAAGUGGGUUUUUAUCAUUUUCAACAUCCUAUUUUUGAUCCUCGGAUGUGCAAUGAUAGCUGUGGCGGCGAUGGUCACUGCUUCCCCAAUCCUGACGUCAGAAUUUGGAGGUCCGGGAGUGGGCUGGCUCUGGGUGAUUACCAUCGGGAUCUUUGGCAUCUCCUCUCUGGGAAUCUAUGCUGCCUGCUCUGAGAAGAGCCUUUUCCUCAGCAUCUUUGCAGGUUUUAUCGGGGUUGGAAUGAUCAUCAUGCUGAUCUUGGGAAUAGUUGCGGCUGUUAUAAGAGACACGGUGAAAAAACAGGUUGAGCAAGACGACAAAGAAAUUGCUGACGUCUUCAUGAAAAGAAAUAUCACAAGGGCCGGGCUCGAGAUUCUACAACAAAGUGCUCAUUGCUGUGGAGUGAUCAGUGCUGAUGACUGGGGUACAAAAAUACCCCCAAGCUGCGAAUGCACUAAUGCAGACGGAAAGCCUACGUGUAAAGCCAGGCCCGCGGGAUCCACUGGACCAAAUCAAAUCUAUGCCAAGCCUUGCAAGGAUAUCAUCUUUAGAGAAUUUAACUAUCACUUCAAGAUUGUCAUAGGCAUCCUUUUUGGAUUUGGUGUCAUUGCAGUGAGUCCCAACAAUACUCUCCUUUAUGUUUCCAUUGCUUAUUAGCAUAUGACUGUACAGUAAAACUUUAAAAUCCCUUAUUAAAUCCUGUAAUUUCCAUGUUAAGCUGUAGGUCACCCUGCUACCAACAGAUGGCAAAGUUUUACCAUUUAUAAGGAUUUAAAAAAAAAAAAAAUUAUG